Molecule: messenger RNA, 1308 nt
Organism: Baudoinia panamericana UAMH 10762
Lineage: Eukaryota; Fungi; Ascomycota; Dothideomycetes; Mycosphaerellales; Teratosphaeriaceae
Exons: 1
Coding region: 1-1308 (435 amino acids)
Biological process (GO): cytoplasmic translational termination
Cellular component (GO): cytosol; translation release factor complex
Molecular function (GO): translation release factor activity, codon specific; sequence-specific mRNA binding
Source: RefSeq, a predicted model, not a curated record
AUGUCGGCAGCCAAUGGAGCGAACGAUGCGGAGAAGAACAUUGAGAUGUGGAAGGUGAAGAAGUUGAUCAAGCGUCUCGAGCAGGCGCGCGGAAACGGCACCUCCAUGAUCAGUUUGAUUAUCCCUCCGAAAGAUCAGGUGUCACGAGCAGCAAAGAUGUUGGCUGAAGAGUACGGAACGGCGUCCAAUAUCAAGUCACGUGUCAACAGGCUGUCGGUGCUCUCGGCUAUUACGUCGACCCAGCAGAAGCUGAAGCUGUAUACCAAGGUACCGCCGAACGGGUUGGUGGUGUACUGUGGCGAUGUCAUCACCGCGGAAGGCAAGGAGAGGAAGCUGAACAUCGACUUCGAGCCGUUCAAGCCCAUCAACACCUCACUAUACUUGUGCGACAACAAAUUCCACACGGAAGCGCUGAGUGAACUUCUCGAGUCUGACCAGAAGUUCGGCUUCAUCAUCAUGGACGGCAACGGCGCCCUCUUCGGGACUCUCUCGGGCAACACCCGCGACGUCAUCCACAAGUUCAGCGUCGACUUGCCGAAGAAGCAUGGUCGUGGUGGGCAGUCUGCGCUGCGUUUUGCGCGUCUCCGUGAAGAGAAGCGUCACAACUACGUCCGGAAGGUUGCCGAACUGGCCGUGCAGAACUUCAUCACGAACGACAAGGUCAAUGUAGCAGGUCUCAUCUUGGCCGGCUCGGCAGACUUCAAGAACGAUCUUAACCAGUCGGAUCUGUUCGAUCAGCGCCUGCAGGCAAAGGUCAUCAAAGUCGUCGAUGUCAGCUAUGGUGGCGAGAACGGCUUCAACCAAGCCAUCGAACUGUCUUCGGAGACAUUGUCGAACGUCAAGUUUAUUCAGGAGAAGAAGCUUAUCAAUGCCUACUUUGAUGAAAUUAGCCAGGAUAGCGGCAAAGUCUGCUACGGCAUUGAUGACACGCUCAAGGCGCUCGAGGCCGGUGCAGCCGAGACACUGAUCGUAUUUGAGAACCUCGAGAUCACGCGUUGGGAGCUCAAGAGCAGCGAGGGCACGCAAGUCAUCCUGCACACCACCAAGCAGCAGGAGGCCGACCGCAGCCUCUUCAUGGACAAGGAGACCGGACAAGAAAUGGAAAUUAUUGAUCAGCUGCCUUUCCUUGAGUGGCUCGCGGAGAAAUACCGUGACUUUGGCGCGCAGCUGGAGUUCGUGUCCGACCGGUCUUCCGAGGGUAACCAGUUCGUGCGUGGGUUCGGUGGUAUCGGCGCGAUUCUGCGGUACAAGCUCAACUUUGAGCAGUUGGCUGAGGCUGAUGACGAGGAUGAGUUCUACGACGAUUGA